Chondrus crispus (carragheen) is the source of this 279-nucleotide messenger RNA. RefSeq lists its product as hypothetical. NCBI's taxonomy places the organism in Eukaryota, Rhodophyta, Florideophyceae, Gigartinales, Gigartinaceae. The record is from RefSeq and is a predicted model, not a curated record. Bases 1 to 279 code for a protein of 92 amino acids. The transcript has a single exon.
AUGUGGCAGGGGUCACGUGUCCAUAUCAGAAACAGUUCGGCUAUCCAUCACUUUGGACAGAAGCGUUUACUAAGGCACGCAGAGAAAGGGGGCAAUCGCUUUUGUGGUUCGCGGCGAAUCGGGGCACGCCUGUCUUGGUCUGUCUACACACAUUUCCGAACUCUGGGCUAUGCCUUUAUGGUGCUCGCAAAGAGAAAUGAAAUUCAACAAUCAAAUCGCAACUCCAUCACUAACGUUCGUGCCGACCGUGCCUGCCUGCAGUUCUGGUCUUCAUCCUAA